AUGCAAAGUAAAAUUCUAUUCUGUAGAUUUUAUGAUAAAUCUCAACGUAUCAAGAGAAAAAGAAGAUUACUACGGAAUUCAUGUAUUAUCCAACAGAUGAACCCAUCAUUAAAUGAGGAUAAACAAACAGAAUUAGGAAUGAUUGAUGUAAAUGGUUUGCAGACACCUUGUGAAGUGAAUCCUGAACUAACAAAACCUCUCGUCUUAUUUCUUAAUUCAAGAAAAGAAGUACUUUCUUCCGCUCCUACAUCACCAAAUAGUAGUGAUGGUGAAACAUCUGGUCCUUUAUCCUCAGUAAAAUAUCGAUAUCCAAAAGAUUCAAGAAAUGCUUAA
This is a messenger RNA of Heterobilharzia americana, 333 nucleotides long. The record is from the annotation of a GenBank genome assembly. NCBI's taxonomy places the organism in Eukaryota, Metazoa, Platyhelminthes, Trematoda, Strigeidida, Schistosomatidae.